CGUUUAUAAAAGAGGCAAGAAAUGCUGCCGUAACCGAUUUUUGCCUUUUCUGUCCAAUGUCACGGUUUUCGCGGGCGGGAGCACUGGUAGCAGGUGCAUUUUCUCUCACUGGGCUGGCAGGCUAUUGUUAUGUAACUUCUUCUACUCCCUUAUCUGGUGCAAUGUCUUCAACCUAUAAUGGCAACAAACCCGGCGACCAUCACCAUGGCAAUGGUUUCCGUAAGAGAAUUGCUCUACCAUAAAGAUCCUAUAACGUUUUCGAAAUUGACACAAGAGUUUCUUUGAAUUGUGGAAAUUUUAGGAAACCCAUGGCCCUCCGCUACUAAUAACGGUCUUCGAGAGAUGUUUAAAAUGUUGAGUGAGGUUGGUCUUCGAAAGACUGAGCAAUCAAUCACCCCGAACGCAAAACCACCCACUGUCGACGCAAUGAAUUGGAAGCUUAUCCGGGAAGCGACUUCACAGGCCGGUGAGAAGGCCAUUGUUGUCACUUGGCUCGGACAUGCGUGCGCAUUGGUGCAGAUAAACGGCGUCAAUGUUUUGCUGGAUCCCGUUUUCUCGGAUAGAUGCUCACCUUUUUCGUUCGUGGGACCUAAGCGCUAUACCGAACCACCCUGUCAAUUGAAGGAUUUACCAAAGAUAGAUGCAGUCGUCAUAUCACAUAAUCAUUAUGAUCACCUGGAUCUAAACUCCAUCAAAGAGUUGGCGGAACAACAUCCGGAAGCACAUUUCUAUGUACCUCUUGGAAACAAGGCUUGGUUCAAUAUAGAGAAAUCCAACGAGCGUGUGACAGAAUUGGACUGGUGGCAGGAUAGAACGCUCACUUUGGGUAAUGGCAAGGCUGUCAAGCUCACUUGUACGCCCUGCCAGCACUUCUCGGGCCGUGGUAUUCUGGAUAGAAACAAGACGCUCUGGGCUUCGUGGUGUCUCGAAGGAGUGCGUGAGGGCCAAUCUUCAGGUGGCAAGGUGUUCUUUGGAGGUGAUACGGGAUAUCGGGCUGUCCCACAAGGAACGAAGCCUGAUGCACAAUACGAUGAAGAUCACCUCGAUACUUUGCCACAUUGUCCUGCAUUCAAAGAAAUCGGAAGCAGGAUUGGACCUUUUGAUCUUUCUCUAAUUCCAAUCGGUGCAUACUCGCCUCGAUGGUUCAUGUCUACUAUCCACUGCUCACCUGAAGAUGCUGUUCGGGUUCACGAGGAUGUCAAGAGUAAAAAAUCUAUCGGUAUCCAUUGGGGUACUUUUGUGCUGACAGACGAGCCUAUCGAUGAGCCACCAGAGCGUCUCAAGAAGGCCCUUCAGAAGCGUGGUCAUGAUGGAGAAGUCUUUGGCGUUCUUAAACUUGGAGAAACGAUGGUUAUCGAAACCUCAUCUUCAUCAACUACUAGUAAUCUAUAAAUAUAUUAUGUACCUGAAAUACCUUUACGUUAAUUUAGUAGGAAUCCUUCUCUGUUACUCUUCUUCCGUAUAAUGUAGAUUAUAAUUGUAUUUCUAAUGUAUAGUUUUGCAUACAUACUCAUGCACGCUAACAUAUGACUAUACCAAACUACAAAUCAAUCUGAC
Molecule: messenger RNA, 1557 nt
Organism: Zychaea mexicana
Lineage: Eukaryota; Fungi; Mucoromycota; Mucoromycetes; Mucorales; Lichtheimiaceae
Product: beta-lactamase superfamily domain-containing protein
Exons: 7
Coding region: 343-1392 (349 amino acids)
Biological process (GO): N-acylethanolamine metabolic process; N-acylphosphatidylethanolamine metabolic process
Cellular component (GO): cytoplasm; membrane-bounded organelle
Molecular function (GO): N-acylphosphatidylethanolamine-specific phospholipase D activity; zinc ion binding
Source: RefSeq, a predicted model, not a curated record